AUGACUCAAGUCACCCUUCCCACGGCACUAGGCCCUCAAACGGAUCUACAAACUGUUGUAGAAAGUCGGACGAGGGAAUGGCACUUUCACAUCUAUUUUCUCCUGCAAUCGCCGACUGAAACGGCCGCAGCGCUCGCGCUUCGUGAUGCUGUAUUGAAACUACGUCGUGAUGGCGCAUUCGUCGCCGUCCCCCUACACAGGGUGAAUAAGGAACCCAUCGGGCCUCAUCCUGCUGGAUCGUACGAGAUUUGGGUUCCGGACACUUCAUUUUCUGAGGUGUUUUUCUACUUGGCAACAAACCGGGGAAACCUGAGUAUCCUGGUCCAUCCUCUGACAUCUCAACAACGCCGAGAUCACGAAUCUCGGAAUGCCUGGUUGGGCACUCCAUGGCCCAUUUACCUAGACGGAUUGCCGCGUAAAAGUGACGAGGUCCCAUUUCAAUAUCCUGAGCUACGUCUUGGUUGGUCUACUGCCCCCGAUGACGAGAUCUCCCUCGAUGAGAGGCGAAGAAGGGGGGCGAAAAUUGAAGCAUUGCUGGCCAACGAUCCUGAAGCGGCUCCUGCUCCUGUAGAUUAA
Molecule: messenger RNA, 576 nt
Organism: Trichoderma aggressivum f. europaeum
Lineage: Eukaryota; Fungi; Ascomycota; Sordariomycetes; Hypocreales; Hypocreaceae
Exons: 4
Coding region: 1-576 (191 amino acids)
Source: RefSeq, a predicted model, not a curated record